GCCCGAGACUAGGAGCAGCGGCUCUGGUGGCGGUGGCAGUCGGAGGUCCGAGAGCUCUGCUCCUCCGAAGAGCGUGCGACUGUCCAGACUGGUUUCAGGCCAUCGACGAGUGAGCAGGAAAGGAUUGCCAGCCAGACAAAGACGACAUCCGAAGUCCCAAUGCACAGAUCAGCCCCCAGUCAAACCACCAAGAGGAGCCGAUCACCAUUUUCUACCACUCGUCGUAGUUGGGACAACAGGGAGAGCUCGGGAAGCUGCCUGAGUGUUGAUAAUGAGGACUACUCCAGGUAUCCGCCAAGAGAGUACAGGGCUGCAGGUAGCAGAAGAGGAAUGGCUUAUGGACAUAUUGACUCUUUUGGGGCAGAUGAUAGUGAGGAGGAGGGGGCUGGGCCUGGUGAGCGACUGCCAAUGAGAGGGAAAACUGGCAAGUUUAAGGAUGAUAAGCUGUGUGAGUCAGAGAAGGGGGCAAGGUCUCUGGUAGGGGCAUCUGGCCCCUUUAGUUAUAACCAAGAUGUGAGGGAGGAGCUUGACAAGUUAGAGCCAGCUCCUGCCACCAGGUACUCUGCUAACAGAGCCGAGUUCCUGAAUCGAAAUGGUGCGGCCUCUCAGAUGUCUUCUGCUGAAGACACGGUGGCUACAAAAGGUGACAGCUUGGAGAGGGAGAGGCAGGAGCAGAAUUUACCAGUGCAUACCAGUAGGGCUCCUGUGAGUAUUUGUAGUGGUGGGGAAAAUACCCCAAAGAGUACAGAGGAACCGGUGGUGAGGCCGAAAAUUCGAAAUCUGACAACUCCCAACUGCAUGAAACCAAAAAUAUUUUUUGAUACUGAUGAUGAUGAUGAUGUGCCACCCAGUACUUCCAGGUGGAGGGGUGCUGCCAAUUCCGAUGGCCUAGCCAGAAGAGGCAGAGGCGAGGGUUCAAGUCGCUAUGCUGAGCCGCAGUACCCUGAAGACAAGAGGGAAGCCAGGAACAACCAAGUGAAACCAGAGAAGGUGCCGAGACGGCGGCGAACCAUGGCCAACCCUGACUUCUGGACAUACGGUGACGAUUACUACAAAUACUGUGAUGAAGACUCUGACAGUGACAAAGAGUGGAUCUCCGCUCUGCGCCGAAAGUAUCGAAGUCGAGAGCAAACCCUGUCCUCCAGUGGGGACAGCUGGGAGACUCUGCCAGGAAAGGAAGAGCGGGAGGCUCAGCCAGCUAGAGUGAGCGUGAGCACCCCUGGCACCAGCCCUGGCUCCGUGGCAGGAGCCUGUGCCAUUGCUGGUGCCACUGCUGGCGCCAGUGCCGGUGCCAGUGCUGGGGUCAACAGCAAGGGCAGUAGCUAUCUUGAGGAAGGUCAAGGACCAUCUCUUCUGGAAGAGGAGCGGGCAUCCCCUGAAGAAGGCGAGAUUCCUUGGCUCAGGUACAAUGGGAACGAGAGCAGCAGUGAGGGGGAUAACGACUCCAGUCAUGGUGUGAUACAGCCCGGGGUGUUCUUGCUGGAUGGGAACAACAACCUCGAAGACGACUCCAGUGUGAGCGAAGAUCUAGAAGUGGAUUGGAGCCUCUUUGAUGGCUUUGCGGAUGGGUUAGGAGUGGCUGAAGCCAUCUCCUAUGUGGAUCCUCAGUUCCUCACCUACAUGGCUCUGGAAGAGCGCCUGGCCCAGGCCAUGGAGACUGCCCUUGCACACUUGGAGUCUCUUGCAGUUGAUGUGGAGGUGGCUAACCCACCAGCGAGCAAGGAGAGCGUCGAUGCUCUUCCAGAGAUCCUAGUCACAGAAGAUCAUGGCGCAGUGGGCCAGGAAAUGUGCUGCCCAAUCUGCUGCAGUGAAUAUGUGAAGGGAGAGGUGGCAACCGAGCUGCCAUGCCACCACUAUUUUCACAAGCCAUGCGUGUCCAUCUGGCUUCAGAAGUCCGGCACCUGCCCCGUGUGCCGCUGCAUGUUCCCUCCCCCACUCUAAAGGCCAAGGCUGUUCUGGUCUGAUUAUUUUCCCCAUCUGAAACCCACAAUACUGCAGGAGCCCUCUUAAAAUUAACAAUGCAAAUGAAAACGGUUAAUUAGACAAAACCAGUCUAUUCUUGGUGAUUAUUUUCAAUGUGAAAACGGUUGUGUGCGAUUGCAUUAAAAUUCCUGCUGUCUUUUAGAGGUUAGAAAGGGAAAACUAAACUUUAAAUGCUACUUGAGAUUGCAGUAAGAGCAUACAUUUUCUAACCUGAGCGUUGAAAUAAAUCACACUUGUUUUCUUCUGUAGACUAUGUUGCUGUUACUUGUAAUGUCAAGUUUAUCUGUUAAAUAUGUCCAAAAGGCAAAAGCAUUUUUGUCGCAUGUUAUGGGUUAAUGUUCCUGUAAUUGCAGUGCCCUAAAAGUUUAUUAAACUUCUUCUUUUGGU
Messenger RNA from Castor canadensis (American beaver), 2370 nucleotides. RefSeq names its product praja ring finger ubiquitin ligase 1 (gene Pja1). Gene Ontology annotation, biological process: protein ubiquitination. The record is from RefSeq and is a predicted model, not a curated record. NCBI's taxonomy places the organism in Eukaryota, Metazoa, Chordata, Mammalia, Rodentia, Castoridae. Gene Ontology annotation, cellular component: cytoplasm. Gene Ontology annotation, molecular function: ubiquitin protein ligase activity.